Messenger RNA from Apis cerana (Asiatic honeybee), 912 nucleotides. RefSeq names its product sperm-tail PG-rich repeat-containing protein 2. The record is from RefSeq and is a predicted model, not a curated record. NCBI's taxonomy places the organism in Eukaryota, Metazoa, Arthropoda, Insecta, Hymenoptera, Apidae.
AUGACAGGAAGAACAGAGCAUCAACCCUUUAUAACUCCGGGCCCUGGACAUUACGAACACGAAACGAAGAAGACAGCGAAUCAAAUACACGACGAGAAGAUAAGAGAAAUAAAAAGAAUGACUUCCUGGCAGCCACGUAGCCUCGAUAUAUUGUAUAGAGUAAAAAUGCGCGAGAAUUUGCCAGCACCAAAUGCUUACAAGAUAAAGAGUGUUUUUGACAAAUAUUCUAAGAGCAGAUGCAAAUGCGAUACUUAUGUCGUUGAACCACCUCCUUUCGGUCAAACUGCCAAGAGAUUCGUUGAUGCAGAUUCUGAUAUACCUGGUCCAGGUACAUACAAUCCCAUUAUUCCUAUAAAAUGUACAUCUUCCAUUUUUCCUGCGCCAUUCGGUUCUUAUGCUACUCGUUUUAAAAAAGAUCCUACGCACUUUGGACCAGGACCUAGUGAUUACGAUUUGAAUGCCGGUAAUUUAGCUUUUGAGUCGGAGAGGCGUUACAAAUAUACCUACGCGAAAAAAAUGAAACCACAGGUAUACUUGGAUGCAAUUUCUUAUUGCGAAGAAGAAGAAGAGUAUUAUACUCCGUGUUCCCCAAAAAGAAUAGAAGAAACGAAGACUCUCGUGCAUCACGUUGCUUUUAAAUCUAAAGUAGAAAGGUUUCCCGAAGUUCAAAAGAAAUCGAAUUUACCAGAUCCAACCUCCUACCAUCUGUCCAAGGAUAUACUGAAGAACGCGAAGGGCGGUGUGAUCGACAGAUCGACGAAGAUCGAAAAGUAUACGCCUCUACUGGGGCCUGCUUACUACACCAGGCAUCCGGACACGCCACUCCCAUACUGCGUAUUAACUGAAGAGCCGGGCAUAGUCGCAUUUCGCAAGGAGGCAUUCAGCCCGAUUGCUACCGAUAAACAAGCGUAA